Molecule: messenger RNA, 1169 nt
Organism: Puma concolor (puma)
Lineage: Eukaryota; Metazoa; Chordata; Mammalia; Carnivora; Felidae
Gene: TMED1
Product: transmembrane p24 trafficking protein 1
Source: RefSeq, a predicted model, not a curated record
AUGAUGGCGGCCGGAGCGGCCCUAGCCUUGGCACUGUGGCUACUACUGCCGCCGGUGGGGGUGGGAGGGGCAGGGCCACCGCCGAUCCAGGACGGCGAGUUCACGUUCCUGCUGCCUGCGGGGAGGAAACAGUGUUUCUACCAGUCAGCGCCUGCCAACGCAAGCCUCGAGACCGAGUACCAGGUGAUCGGAGGUGCUGGACUGGACGUGGAUUUCACGCUGGAGAGCCCUCAGGGCGUGCUGCUGGUCAGCGAGUCCCGCAAGGCAGAUGGGGUGCACACAGUGGAGCCCACGGAGGCCGGGGACUACAAGCUGUGCUUUGACAACUCCUUCAGCACAAUCUCAGAGAAGCUGGUGUUCUUUGAACUCAUUUUUGACAGCCUGCAGGACGAUGAGGAGGUUGAAGGCUGGGCAGAGGCCGUGGAGCCCGAGGAGAUGCUGGAUGUCAAGAUGGGAGACAUCAAGGAAUCCAUCGAGACCAUGAAGACCCGGUUGGAGCGUAGCAUCCAGAUGCUGACGCUACUGCGGGCCUUUGAGGCACGUGACCGCAACCUGCAGGAAGGCAACCUGGAGCGGGUCAACUUCUGGUCUGCUGUGAACGUGGCCGUGCUGCUGCUGGUGGCCGUGCUACAGGUCUGCACGCUCAAGCGCUUGUUCCAGGACAAGCGCCCUGUGCCUACGUAGCCCCGGAAGGAAGAACGGGGAAAAGGGCAGCAGGGUACACGUGUGUGAGACGUGGGGGUCCCUUCCCCAACUGAGUUUCCUUCGGGAGGGGAGGCUAUACAGUCAGGGCCGGAGGUGUGGCCCUCAAGUGUCCUCUCCCUUGGAGGGGCCAGGCAAGAAACACUUGUUGGCUUGGCUGACGGACCUGGGCCCUCCGGGAGGGGCAGCUCAGUGGCUGUACCUGCUCUCCUGGAAAUGGUGCACGGACGGGGGCACCGCAGCAUUUGAAUGCAACCCUUGGGUAUUGUGGCUCGUCUCCGCGUCCCCUGCUGUAAAUGUGUGUGCCUUAGCCUGAGUCUUCCAGCACUGCACUGGCACUAGGUGUGGGAUGGGGCCCGGGAAGCAAACUCUCCCUUCCCUUCCCUACUGGCCUUCUGAACCAGGUUGUGGUGGGAGGGGGCUUGCUGUUUGUGGGGCCCGUGCCUUCUUUGGUCUCCCCGUCACCC